Messenger RNA from Dichotomopilus funicola, 2361 nucleotides. RefSeq lists its product as uncharacterized. Lineage: Eukaryota; Fungi; Ascomycota; Sordariomycetes; Sordariales; Chaetomiaceae. The transcript has 6 exons. The coding region runs from base 1 to 2361 and encodes 786 amino acids. Gene Ontology annotation, cellular component: nucleus. Gene Ontology annotation, biological process: positive regulation of transcription by RNA polymerase II. The record is from RefSeq and is a predicted model, not a curated record.
AUGGCGGGCAUGCCUAAUAUGGGCGGUAUGGGUGGCCCAGUUGGCAACCCGAUGGGAGCGCCGAUGGGCAUGAUGAACAACGGCGCGCCUGCCCCGCAGCAAGGACCUCCCGGCCAGAUGCAGCUCAACGACUCAAGUCGAACCCUUCUCAACACUUACAUCUACGAGUAUUUCAUUCGCUACAACAUGUUCGGCGCUGCCCGUGCCGUCUACGAGGCAGACCCCCAUAUCAAAGUCAUGAAGGACAGCCCAGGGAAACAACGCGACGAGAGCGGCAAUCUUAUGGGGAAUGGUCUGGGUGAUUCUAUGGACACCGACAGCAAAGACGCAUUGGAUCAGAAGCGGCCUGACGACCUGCCAGCGCCGAACGUUCCGACCCCGGUCCCCGAUAGCUGCUUUCUCUACGAGUGGUUCUGCCUCUUUUGGGACAUGUUCAACUCCCAAAAGGGCAAAGGUUCUAGCGCUCAGGUGAACCAAUACGUGCAUCACACUCAGCAACAAUCUCACCUUCGGCAGCGGCAGCAGCAAGACAUGCUCCGCCAAAUGCGCCCGGAUCUGGCUCAAGCCCACCUCCACCAGCAAAUGAUGCGAGGGAUGCCAAACGGUGCCAUGAACAUGGGUAUGAAGCCUGGAAACCAGCUGCAACGAGCAGCGAUGGCGAACAGCCAGAACCCGCAAGCCAUGCACCAGAUGCUCCACCAGCAAAAGGUUGCUGGCCAGAUGCAACGAGACCCUUCAGAUAUGGAUGGCAACCGGGUGAGGCCCAAUUCCCCAGGAGGGGCUGAGAAUGCGCCCUCGCCGUCCAAACGCCCUCGCCUGGAUGGUGGGGCACCGUUCAACCCUAACCAGGGCGUCAUGAUGCCGAACGGAAGGCCCGGACAGGGCAUGCCUGGACAGCAGCAGCUCCAGGCCUUUGCCGCCGCAGCUCCCCAACUACAAGCCAAGAUUGCCUCGUACUCCACUAACAUGUCGCAGCACCAUGGCAACCAGAUGCCCAACAAGGCGAUGCCAAACGCCACCGGUCCCCAGGGCCAAGGUUCCCCCAUGGUGCCGCAAGGACCCGACGGCAACUCGCUGAUGCAGCUUUACAACCCCGGCGACAUCGGACCCGGGAACAUGAGGCCCGGCGCGCCGAACGGCCAGGCUGCCGCGAGUAGCAACCAUGCGCUGCAGGACUACCAGAUGCAGCUGAUGCUCCUCGAGCAGCAGAACAAGAAGAGGCUCAUGAUGGCGCGUCAGGAGCAGGACAUCGGGACCAACAUGCCCCGGGCGGACGGACCUGGCGGGCCCGGUGGUGCGCCAGGCCCCGGUGCGCAAGGCUUCCAAGGGGGUUCGCCCCCAGGCGGGCGAAACGGCGCUUCCCCGAACCCCGGUGAACCGAUGAAGCGCGCGAACCAGCAGAUGCCAAACGCUGCCAACAUGGGCUCCCCGCUUCCCGAUGGUGCUGUGCAAUCACGUGGCUCCCCCGGGGCCAUGAAUUUCAUGGCCGGGAACAUGGAUCCCAAUGCUGCUCAGCACUUUGGCAUGAACAUGAACAUGCCUGGCGCCCAGAUGAACGGUGCCAUGCGACCGCCAAGCUCUCACCCACCCUUCAACGGACAGAUGAACCAGCAGCAGAUGAUGGCGGCUCAGCGUCAGGCCCAACAACAGCAGGGCGCCCAGGGCGGUCCAGUCCAAUGGCCGCCGGGAGGGCCGAACGGUCAAAUGCCCGGACAGCCCCCCCAGCCCCAAGUACAGGGCGCGCCGACUCCGAAUUCGAGGUCCAUGCCCCCUCCGUCCGCGCCGGUCGCGGCUGCGGCUGCUGCCAAUGCGCGCAACACCACUGCUUCGCCUCAAGUCAGCAACGCGGCCCCCCCAACCCCGCAGCAAGCCACCAAAGCGGCACCCAAGAAGAAGGAGACCAAGAGCCAGAAGGCUAAGGCGGCUGCUCAAAAGAAGAGCAAUUCGAAUUUGAACAACGCCGCUGCCGCUGCCGCAGCGCCCGAGCAAACAGAAACCCCCCAAGAAACCGCGGCGCCCGCUACCCCGAUCACGCCCGUCAACCCGGCUGGUUUCGGCAAAGGUCCCGGUGUCAAUCCCGGUCAGGUCGUUCCCAACGGUCAGCCUCCGGUGCCUGCUCCUCAACCACAAGCGGCUCCCGCGGCGCCGUCGCAUCCGGAUCUUGCGUUCACUAAUCCCCUGGAUCCAAGCGGGAUGGAAUUCCCUCUUGAAUUUGCGAACCCGUCACAGACUGGCGAUGUGCUCAACGACUUCGAUUUUGACACUUUCCUGCAAGACAGUGCUCCCGAUGGGGGCGAGAUAUUCGGAUUCGAUUCGGGCUUUCCGAUGGAAGGGGACGCUACGAUUGGGGCAACGGAUUAG